Branchiostoma floridae (Florida lancelet) is the source of this 1416-nucleotide messenger RNA. RefSeq names its product sorting nexin-21-like. Bases 148 to 1143 code for a protein of 331 amino acids. The transcript has 4 exons. Gene Ontology annotation, molecular function: phosphatidylinositol phosphate binding; protein binding. The record is from RefSeq and is a predicted model, not a curated record. Lineage: Eukaryota; Metazoa; Chordata; Leptocardii; Amphioxiformes; Branchiostomatidae. Gene Ontology annotation, cellular component: early endosome membrane. Gene Ontology annotation, biological process: protein transport.
AUGUCAGAGGUCACCAUUUCCUGCUCACAAAAUGGCGGUGCUUGAACGUGAAUUUCCUGGAGUCUGCGGUUUUUGCAUCAAAAGUCAUGUGCUCUAAACCCUAGGUUGUCGUUUAGGCUAGGUGAAGAAGUUAGGGUAAAGCAGGCCAUGGCUACAGGGACACCGGAGCCGAAAAAGAGACUAAAAUGCGACAUCAGUCUGGAUAUGGAGGAGGUUGAAGAGGACACUGAGCUGACCUCUGACACAGAUGACAAUGACCUGUCCAUCAGCGGGACCCUGAGUUUUGAUGGAGACAUCACUGAUAGUGGGGAGGAGGACAUGGGAACAGAAGCUGAAGAACCCCACCAGGAUCAUCCCCCAGGGAGGAAACCCAGGGGAGGCAGCGGUGGUGGGGGUGGGGGAAGGCACGCCCAGGAAAGGAUAGUGUUUGAAGUCAUGAAUGCCAGGACAGUGAAGGAGGGACAUUCCAAAUAUGUGGUUUACCAAGUCCACGUGGUUAAGAGUCCAGGUCUGGACACGUCACCAGCCUUCAUCGAGAAACGCUACAGCCAGUUCGACAAACUGAACCAGUGUCUUCGCAAGAGAUUUCCUCACCUCCUAGAAAGCGUCGCCUUUCCCAAGAAGACUCUGACGGGAAACUUCAAGACCCAGACGAUCGCGGAGAGGAGCCGGGCCUUUGAACAAUACCUCCAGCACUUACACUCUAUUCCACAAGUAGCCACCUGCCACGAGUUUUUAGACUUCUUCUAUCUUGAGGACAUAAGGAAGGGGUACGCAAUGAUCCGUGCCGGUCUCUACAAGGAGUCAAUUCCCUCACUAAGGAAUGCACUGCACCUACAGGAGAAACUGCUGGGUGAGACCCAUGACACAGUAUUACAGACACACUGCGCAAUCGUGGUGGCUUACGAGGCAUUAGAUGAACUGUGGCACGCCCAGACAUACUCUGAAACAGCGCUGAACUGUGUGAAAGGCUACCUCCAUCACAGCUUCCUGGUUCCACUGCUGCAGGCACACAUCAGCUUGUGCUGGAGGUUGGGCAAGGACAAGAAAGACUGGGAAGCCAUCUUACACGAAGUUGCAGCCAAAGGCAUCGAUGUCAACAGUGGUCCGACUCUAAAAGACAUUGUCAUGAACAAGCAUUGACAGAGUCAGGAAACUGGACUGUACCAAAGUAGAAAGUAACAAUUAACAAAUAGGUCCUUUCAAGGAUCCGACUGUGCAUGUCAAAGGUGAAUGCUCCCAACUUGUAAACUGUUCUUGUCUCUAACAUGCUUUAUACAUGUUCAGAUAUAUAUGGCCUCUGUUAGUUUGCAUAACAAUGGCGCUGUUUAUGUCUUGGGUCUUCUCGUUUUGCCUGCACAUGUGCAGUUGGAUCCGUGAAAGGGUUUAUUACGUCACACAAAUAAGAUGUCUCUG